AUGGGUUCCGGCAACAGUAAGCCAGCCGAACGUAUCUUCGAUGGGUAAAAGCACAGAAUCUCCUCCUCCUCCUCUACAAUCCUCUCCGGUGAAGGAAACUGGUAGUAGGUAAACAGAAGGGAGAAUUGCUAAUCCGGAGUCACCCAACAGCAGCGAAAUUCCGGUGCGUUUCUCCAACAACCUCGUCGAAGCGCUGCAAUCCUCCAGCGAGGUUUUUCCUUUCCCUCCCCGUCCUCACCUUAUACACGCAUUGCCCCCCGAUAGGGCUAUUUAACACUACGGGCUAACGCAAUUCCUACCCGGGCAUAAACAACCAGACAAACAGCACCCGUGAAAAGUCGUUAGAAAUAGAGGUCCAAUCCCGCGUCGAGAGUGAACUUCAACGUCUGAAAUCGCGGGAGUCACAGUUUCUGGUUGACCUGGAGAGUAAGCUCCCCGAGAACGAUAAGAAUGGGGAUACGAAGGGACUGGGUAGGGAGCAAGUACAGGCCGAGAUCGAUGCGUUAAAGAAGAGGUUGGAGCAUAUGCCUAGGAUGGUCAAAAUUGAUGGCGAGGUGGAGAGGGCGAGGGAGGAGGUUGUCAAGUGCUUGAGAUGGAAGUGAGUUGAGCUUUACCGUCGAAACGAUGGGGGGGGGGGGGGAACGAUAUGGGGAAGUGGAAAGGGAGGGAUUGGGAUGGUGGGCUAACGGAGUGCGAUAGCGACCGGACACCGUUAGAUUGCUAUAAAGAGGUAGAGGAGUUCAAAAACCAGACCAGACGGCUGGAGAAAGCAUUCGUUGUCCGGACUAUAGGAAGGGACUACCCAUGAGGGGAGUUGAUCGAUUUAGGGAGUUGUUCGCAAUUAGAUCUGAUGGUUGGAUAGGUUGUUAAUGGGUGCCUGCAUUUCUGGUUUUGCUCGUGGGACGGUAUCUCUAUUUGGUACUAGAAGAUGCCUCCCUGCGAUCUCACCCGGAGGAUAAAAUAAAUGUAUAGAUUUGGGAUGUCG
Molecule: messenger RNA, 985 nt
Organism: Tuber aestivum (summer truffle)
Lineage: Eukaryota; Fungi; Ascomycota; Pezizomycetes; Pezizales; Tuberaceae
Source: the annotation of a GenBank genome assembly